Ipomoea nil (Japanese morning glory) is the source of this 1564-nucleotide messenger RNA. RefSeq lists its product as uncharacterized. Lineage: Eukaryota; Viridiplantae; Streptophyta; Magnoliopsida; Solanales; Convolvulaceae. The record is from RefSeq and is a predicted model, not a curated record. The transcript is spliced from 3 exons. Bases 94 to 1512 code for a protein of 472 amino acids. Gene Ontology annotation, molecular function: acetylglucosaminyltransferase activity.
AGAAGUAUAGAUUGCAUUGACAACAUUUUUGUUCACAUCAUCAUCCUUAAUUCCCAUCAAACCAACAAUUCUUGAAUCACAGGAAUCAAUAAUAUGUUGUCACCAAAACAUAGUAUUGCUUCAAUGCUGAAAUCAGUAGUAAUUUCAAGCCUGAUCGUGUUCUUAUUCUACAGUUUCUUGAGCACCCACCCUUAUUGCCAAUCAUACAAAAUCUUCCAUAAAAGGCUGCCAGAAAACGCCGCCGCCGAUCAUCUUCUAGAAACAUCUCCGACAAACAUCACCCACCUAGUAUUCGGAAUCGCAGGUUCGUCAAACACGUGGGGGAACAAAAGAUGGUACAUAGAAUCAUGGUGGAAGCCAAACACCACCCGGGGCUACCUCUUCCUGGACACCCCUCCACUCCGGCACCUCCCAUGGCCGCCCACCUCGCCGCCGUUCAGAAUCUCCGACGACAACUCCAAGUACCUGCAGCCCAACAACCGGCGCCGCACGCCCUCCGCCGCCAUUCGGAUGGUGCGCGUGAUCCAGGAGACAUUCCGGGCGGCGGAAAACGGCGGCGGGGCGCGGUGGUACGUGAUGGCGGAGGACGACACGGUUUUGUUCGUGGAAAACUUGGUGGGUGUUCUGUCGAGGUAUGAUCAUAGGAAGAUGUUUUAUAUUGGGAUGAACUCAGAAUGCAUUAUGAGAAACUAUGAUACCUCGUUUGGAGUGGCGUUUCGUGGAGGUGGCUACGCCUUGAGCUAUCCUCUGGCGAAGGCCGUGGCGGAGAAUAUGGACGCUUGUAUCAAACGGUAUCCGUUUUUGUUCGAGAGCGACCAUAUUUUGCAGUCGUGUAUUGCUGAUUUGGGCGUCUCCCUCACUCAAGAAAAGGGUUUUCAUCAAAUUGAUCUAACCCAGGACAUUUCUGGGCUGCUGUCAUCCCACCCACAUUCCCCAGCUCUUUCCCUGCACCACCUAGACGCAGUGGCGCCCAUCUUCCCAUCCAUGAACCGACAAGAAGCCCUAAAACAUCUCAUGAAAGUCGCCGAGGUUGACCAGCCACGUCUGCUACAACAAAGCGUCUGCUACUUGAAGAAAAGCAACUGGAGUUUUGCUGUUUCCUGGGGCUACUCCGUACAAAUCUACGAGCAAUUCAUCCCGCCCAGCGUUCUCCAGAAGCCCCUGGAAACGUUUUCCGAGUGUCGGAGGGGAGCCAGGCCUCCUUACAUGUUAAACGCCCGGCGGCUGUCGAAAGACUCCUGCGAGGCUCCGCAUGUUAUUUUCUUCGAUUCCGUCGAGGAAAGCGUGUUUGACCAUGUCGUCACGACCUACUCCAAGCGAUCCCCGCGUGGGCUGCCGCCCUGUGCCAACAAUUCCGCCGACGGCAUUGCCAAGAUCCGCGUGCUUUCUCCCAUGAAAAAGCUUCAACUGGUUGGAAGCAGAAGAGAAUGUUGUGAUAUAGUUGAGAUAGUAGGGAUGGAUACAAUGGGAAUAAUGCUAAGGAGUUGUAUGAAGAAUGAAAUAGUUGGGUGAAGUUAGCUUAGCUAGUAUAGGUUGCAUUCCAUCCAUCUGCUACAAUAAUAAG